Molecule: messenger RNA, 546 nt
Organism: Homalodisca vitripennis (glassy-winged sharpshooter)
Lineage: Eukaryota; Metazoa; Arthropoda; Insecta; Hemiptera; Cicadellidae
Exons: 3
Coding region: 1-546 (181 amino acids)
Source: RefSeq, a predicted model, not a curated record
AUGGUUGCAAACGUACUUCCGCUGCUGCUCGGUCUGGCGGCAGGCAGUCAGGACUGGGCCAAGGUAUGGUCCGGGGUCUUGGAAUCCUGCGGGGACGUUGGGUGUGUGCGUGGGAAGGUCAGCCUGGCUAUGGAUCGCGCCCUCAACAUGUCGUCCAUCCCUCUGGCCGAAGGUGUUAGCUUGGUGAGGAGUAACCAUUCCGAGAGUUGGCCAGCGGUGCCUCGCCAUGAUGAGGAUCUCCUCUCUAAGUUCUCCCGCCUGGUGAACUCCAGAUAUCUCAAUAUAGAGCUGGCCAACGUGAAUGAUGGCCGCGGGAAGAAGAAGAAAUACCUGGAGUACGUGUACGUGAUGGCCUUGGUUGCUGCUGUCGUGAUUCCGCUGAAGCUGCAGGGACUCGCUCUAGUCGCCGGGAAGGCUCUGCUGAUAGCCAAAGUGGCCCUAGCGCUGGCUGGGAGCGCGCUGCUGAAGAAGCUGUCUCACGAUGACCACCAUCGGCGGGUAGACGUCGCAGAACCCUACCUGCUGACCUAUCAAGACCAUCGGUGA